AUGACUCAACCCUUUCUACCACAAAUCGCCUCACCAGCACUGCAAUCCCUCAGGUUCACGGUCUACUAUGGAACAAUAGCCCAUACACCCGAACUGGGACGCCUCGAAGUGCUUUAUAAUACAGCAGUGGGAGUAGACAAGGCCGGGCAAAUAGCUUUCAUUCAGCCGGAAACGGUGGAUCCGGUUCAAGCUGCCACUUCAUAUGAUUCGAGUCUUUCUGCGGAGAACAUCGACGUGGUUGAUAUUUCUGGAAGCGAAAAUCAGUUCUUCUUUCCAGGUUUUAUCGAUACUCACAUCCAUGCUCCACAGUUCCCAAAUUGUGGAAUCUUUGGCAAUGCUACCUUGUUAGACUGGUUGGAGACUUACACCUUCCCCCUAGAGUCUUCGUUCAAGGACCUGGAUAUCGCUGCUGACAUAUACGCCAAGGUGGUUGAAAGGACCUUGGCCAAUGGCACAACGGCUGCAUCCUACUAUGCUACGAUUCACCCUCUGGCAACCAAUUUACUGGCGGAUAUGGCCAUGAUGAAGGGACAAAGGGCCCUCAUAGGCAAGUGUUGUAUGAACCAAAAUUCGCCGCAGCACUACAUAGAGACCUUGGAGGAAUGUCAGAAAUCAACAAAUCAAGUCCUGGAACACAUCCACAGGAGAGACGCCAAAGGACUUUUGAUCAAGCCAAUUAUCACACCCAGAUUCGCUGGAUCUUGUACUGAGGAUUUGCUCAGGUGGUUGGGAGAUUUACGUUCUAAAAAUGAUUACCAUUGCCAGACACACUUGUCGGAGAACAAGGCUGAGAUCGAGUGGACCAUGAAGCUGUUCCCAGACUUCAAGAACUACACUGACAUUUACGAGAAGACGAAUCUGCUGGGUCAUAAGACCAUCCUGGCCCAUUGCGUUCAUCUCACAGAUGAAGAGAGAGAUGUGAUUGCAAGCCAUGGUUCUGGAAUUUCACACUGUCCUACUUCCAACUCGUCGAUCACGUCUGGCGAAGCACGGAUCAGAUGGCUGCUUGAGAGCGGUGUGAAUGUUUCGCUGGGAACAGAUUGCUCUGGUGGUUUCACUCCCUCCAUUCUGAGUGUUGCUAGACAGGCCCAUUUGGUUUCCAGACAUUUGGUCAUGAAGACCGAGGUCGAGGCAGAAAAACUGUCUUCAAACGAUGUGUUGUAUCUGGCCACUAUGGGAGGUGCGAAGGCUCUAGACAUGGCUGAUUCUCUUGGUUCGUUUGCGGUUGGCAAGAAAUGGGAAUGUCAGAUGAUCGAUCUCGCAUGCGAAGGUUCUCCAGUUGAUACAUUCAAAUACCAGGAGCCUCGUUGGGAGUCGAGUGAACGUGCAGAGGCCGAGCACAGGUUCCAGGAUCUGAUUGACAAAUGGUUGUUCAACGGAGACGACAGGAACGUGAGACGGGUUUAUGUUAAUGGUAGGUGUGUUGUGAAGAAGUAA
Molecule: messenger RNA, 1437 nt
Organism: Kuraishia capsulata CBS 1993
Lineage: Eukaryota; Fungi; Ascomycota; Pichiomycetes; Pichiales; Pichiaceae
Exons: 1
Coding region: 1-1437 (478 amino acids)
Biological process (GO): guanine catabolic process
Cellular component (GO): cytosol
Molecular function (GO): guanine deaminase activity; zinc ion binding
Source: RefSeq, a predicted model, not a curated record